AUGGGGCCAUUAUUAGCUGCCCUCCGAUAUGAGUUGGGAGACGGUCACACGUACGACUACGCCGAGGGAACUGCCUCAUGUCCUAUAGACCCCGGUCUGGCGACGUAUUUCCUCACCAACGACGACUGUUUCGCGUACUUUGAUCCCUCGCGACCGGAGUCAUUUGCGACGGCUUUGCACCACUUAGCCGAGUUCAUCGAGCACGAAGGUCCCUUCGACGGAAUCAUGGCCUUUUCCCAGGGCGCCCAGAUGGCCGCUGCCCUGCUGGCUCGACUCCAGGCGCACCGCCCAACCGGCUACCCUGUACGGUGCGCGAUCUUCCUCUCGGCCGCCACACCCGACGGCGCCCCCAUUCUGGGCCCACCGACCGACGAGGUUGAGGUUCCAUUGCAGCUCCCCACCGCGCACAUCUGGGGCGAGACCGAUUACUCGGCCACUAGUCGUAUGCUAAGCACGAUGUCUCGGCCGGAAUGGUGCUUCCCGUUUGUGCAUUCCGGAGGACACGAGGUGCCGGGUGGGAGCUCGAGACGUUACGGAUACGCGAGGCCACGGACGGCGGGCUUUAUAGCGGCACGGGGUCAGGCGGUGAGGGGCGACACUUCCGGGUUGGGCGGCCCUAAAGACAAAUUACAUCAGGGUGUAGUCUGUCAACAGACGCAAAGGGGUACAUCCCCCCAAAUUGUGAGACUGCCUUGA
Molecule: messenger RNA, 696 nt
Organism: Aspergillus affinis
Lineage: Eukaryota; Fungi; Ascomycota; Eurotiomycetes; Eurotiales; Aspergillaceae
Exons: 2
Coding region: 1-696 (231 amino acids)
Cellular component (GO): nucleus; cytoplasm
Source: RefSeq, a predicted model, not a curated record